CGAGAAGAGCGACUCUGUGACCACUGCUGUUGACGAUAUGCCAGACGUAGUUCCGACUUCCUUACCUGGAGUCUGGGACUCACUCAAGGUUAAGGGUUUCCGCAUUACAUCCCUCACUACCAUCCUUGGCUCCUUUUCAAGGGGGGAAUGGGUCAAGGAUGUUCUGAAGAAUGCAAUUCGGAAACCUCUAACAAGGAGGGUGCCAGCGACUACCAAGUGUCGCCAUCGAUUCACUUGGCGCACAUUUUUGAAGUCGUUGAAGCUUUGGACUUUCCAGACGUGGUAUUACUGCAGGAAGUAGACAAACGCUGCUUGGAGACGAAGGAGCUACUGCUAUCGACAGGCUUCGUGUCGCAGGUUUUUGUGGCGGGAGACGAGCAGUCUUUAUCGGGAGUUGUCGAUCGAGGUGACCAUUUUUCUACAGCACACGAGCAUGACUACGUAGCCUUUUUCGGUUCAACAUCAACCAAAGACCCAGAUAACAGCGUCAUUCUAGUCCGAGCUAGCAAGGUCAAAAGCGUGAAGAAGAUUGAGAAUGCUUCGCCGAGACAUCUGCGGGUGAUCUUGGAUAUGGAAGUGCGAAGUGCUACGUCCUCAUCAGCAGUCGUCAAGACAGUGCGUUUAGGCAGCUACCAUUUUUCAUCUGGUCAUGCAUCAACACAAAAAGAGUUUGAUGACAACAUCUUCGAGUUGCGUUCCUCUGGAGCAGGAGAGACGAUGCUAGAACUCCUAGGCGGCGACCUCAAUACCGAACCAGAAAGAGACGCCUACCUUCUGGAGGCAGAGCCUAGAGUCGCUGGUCGUAACAAGAAUAAAUUAGUUCGGGUCACUAAUGGAGGGGCAACAACAUCAACAACAACAUCUUCUAGUACAUCUUCUGGUGGAGUGACCUACGCGAAGAAACUGUCAGUCUUACAGCCACAGAUGACCAAAGCAGACAAAAUAGAGCGCCAGAGCAUAGAUCACGUCUAUGCACGUGGGUUUAAGACCCUUGUUGUGAGUGGAGGAGAUCAAAAGAGUGUGAGUCAUCGAGAAGAGGUCGAACUUCUACCCCAAAGAGUCCAUUCCAUCUUCGAAGAAGCAGCAAAGGCAGCAGGCUAUGAAGACUCAGAUGCAGUAUUUUCUUCAGAUGGCUCACUCGCUGGCCUGUUGGAGCGGGAAGGUGCGAUGCUAAACUUACCAAUCAGUGGUCACCCCCUUUUCAGAAGCGAUCACAUGCCAAUCUACUUCAGAGUAGAGCCGAUAUUGGACGAGAGUGGUGGACCGAAGGCUCACUUGUGACUUACUACAGGCAGAUUACGUACUGCAUCUACAACGUGCUGAGCACUCGAAACAAUGAAUAACACCUGCAUUUUGUCGCAGUUUUUUUCACAACACACUUGUUUUUGAAAGAGGACUCGCGCAGUCAAUUCACUCUCGUCACGACACUUUUCGUUUCAUAUUGAGUGAUAGGCUCGAAC
This is a messenger RNA of Amoebophrya sp. A25, 1460 nucleotides long. NCBI's taxonomy places the organism in Eukaryota, Dinophyceae, Syndiniales, Amoebophryaceae. The record is from the annotation of a GenBank genome assembly.